AUGAUCAAGCAGGACUUUUAUUCUCCCGAACCCUCCUCCGCCCAAUUCUACACGCCUCCCCCUAAACGUCCCUUCCCGACACCCCUCCAGCGCGCAGCCAGCGCAAGCCGCCCGACCCCUCUCAUCAUCAGCACUCCCCCGGCGUACAAGACACACCAGUUCUCGCCGAGCGCGUAUGACUCCCCUUCCGCCUUCUUCACCCCGAUGCCUCCCGCUAUAUCUUGGCGGACAACAUCCGCAUCGGACCUGAGCCCGACCUCGUCCGCUGCUAGCUCGCCUGGCCCUCUCACGCCCACACGGAUCUUCAUGGGCGGGAUCGUCUCGCCUCGGUGCAGCGAGGAUGAGUGGGAUGAGAAGCUGGGGUUGAGCAUCGAUGUGCCUGGGAUUGUGCUCACUGAGCCAUCAUGCCCAAUGCGUUCCCCCUCUCCUCCGCCAAAAUCCAUCCUUCUUCUUCCACCCACAUCCCUCUCUCUACCAUCCACUGACCCUACCUCGCCCACCUCACCCUUCUACUCCCCCUACUCGCCUCCACCGCGCCACCUAUACUCGCCCGCCUUCGCAGCUAUCGUCUACGGAGAAGAGCGGAACUCGAGAUUCGGGUCGGAAGCGCUAGCGAGUCUGGGCGUGAACGGGAUAAGGACGGUGGUGUUCGGGCUGAUGUUGUUGCUGGGCGGAUGGCAUCUGUGGCUGAAUAUCACAGUAGGAGGGGCGGUAGGGGGUGGGCCACAGGGCUGGCAGGGGGCGGCGGUGGUAGAUAGGAUGUAG
Molecule: messenger RNA, 765 nt
Organism: Dioszegia hungarica
Lineage: Eukaryota; Fungi; Basidiomycota; Tremellomycetes; Tremellales; Bulleribasidiaceae
Exons: 3
Coding region: 1-765 (254 amino acids)
Source: RefSeq, a predicted model, not a curated record